GGGCGGCGGGGCUCGGCCCCGGCCCUGGGGACACCGGGGCACCCCCAGCUGCCGCCGGCUCCGCGCCCAAGCGUGCAUCCGCGCCCACGCGCGCCCUCGGGCUGCUCGUCGCCGCGUCUUCUCCUCCAGCCGGGAGCCCGAGCCGAGCGCAGCGUUGGGGAUUAACUCCGCCGAAGCACGGGGCCGCGCGGGACGGGGGCACCCACGCAGAGCUCGAAGGGAGCUCCGCAGGGAGCACGGCAUUAAGCCAGGCGGGGCGUCGCAUAGCCGCUGCCUCGCAGAAGCCCCCAAGGUAAAAGCCGACGAUUGGUGCCUUCCGGAUAGCACAGGGCUCUGGGUUCUUGUUCUUAAUUUUUUUUUCAUUUUUUUUUUUUCCCCCCGGGAUUUUGUUUUUAAAGGCAUCGAUCGGGAGAUGUGGGCAGAAAUUGUUGCUGCUGCUGGGGCCGGGAGCUGUGCACCUCCGGAGCACACCGGGAGCAGCUGAACUUUGGCGCUGGGGAAAAUCCAUUUCUCCUCCGUAAACACUUUGGGGACGACCACAGCGCAUCACCGCACACCAAGCGCUGCAGCACCCGGUGCUGGAGCGACACUGAGGGGUUCCUCUCUCGCCAAGGACGGACACCUGUGUAAAGAGCUGGGGAAGGGCAAUUCGUCUUUCUUUUCCAGAUGACUGAAAAUACCGACAGGAUCGUGCCUCUCUGCUUUCCAUCAGCAAGUGGCAUUAGGGAGAGGCAGCUGAGGAAUGGAAAUGAUGUUGCUCCAAUUCAUCCCAGCAUCUACUUUUUCCCAAGGGACUCCAUGCCCAUAGGGGUUUGCUGCAUGCAUAUCCAGCAGUGAGGACAACGGUACCACAGAUGCAUCCCAACUGGAUCAUGUAAGAAUUUGAUACUGAGAAACCCACCCCAGUGAGACUUUCUCUGCCUGAAGUAUAUGGUUCGGUGUAAGCACAGCAAUUUUUGCCUAUUUCUCUCCCUUUUACAUCUCUUGGGCUCGGAGAUCUCUGCCCUCAUUGCAACUAUGCUCAUUUGCAACAUCAGUGCCAUCAAAGAUUGGAGCACUUUCCUCUCCCAGAUCCUCCCCAGCGUGAACAAGACCCUGAACUUGGUGCAGCAAGUGGAAGCCACUACCAGCUCAGUGGUGAGCGUCCUGCAGGACCCCGAGCAGGACAGCUACCUGGCCAACAGCCAGCCCAUGAACUCCAGCAACUUCACAGCUGGCCUAGACCACUUGUUUCAGUACUCUUACUCUGACAAUGACCAGCUGUACAAGGAGUACAAACCCCCUCCUCGUGACGCCAUCCCUCUGCCCAAAGCUGUCCUCUACCUUCUCAUGGCAGCCCUGGUGGUGGUGGCAGUGGCGUACGCCAUCGUUGGGCACCUCAUCAAGGACCUCAUUCAUGACUUUAUAGAUUGGAUCUUCGGCCCCAACCCAGAUGACAACAGCAACAAAAGCGACGUCAACUGCAUCACCAGCAGCGUCAAUGAGAUGAGUGAGAUGCCCGAGGUGCCGCGCCACCACGACCGCCAGCCCCAGGACGUGGUCAUCGCCAUCGGCGAGACCUGCCACCUGCCACAGCAGACGUGAGCAGCGUGAUGGGAUGGGCAUGGCAGGGAAGGACCAGGGGAAGUCUCCUUGUUCGCCUCUACCACCGACAGAGGACUGUCUGCUGCUGAGCAACCGGCACUGCAGGGAUGGGGGCAAAGGGAAAGGGGCUGCGGGAUGAGCAGAGCCUGCAGGGCAGAGCCCUCCAGGUUCCAAGGACAUUGCCAGGGCCACGGGAUUGUGGGUCUAUCAGCUUCCUUUUUUUCCCCAUGAAUAACGAAAGAGCAAAUGGAGAAAUACAGCAAGCAGAGGCGAGGCAGAGAGAAGGGUGGUCCUUUAGCAUGCGGCUGUC
Messenger RNA from Lagopus muta (rock ptarmigan), 1894 nucleotides. RefSeq lists its product as uncharacterized. The record is from RefSeq and is a predicted model, not a curated record. The transcript is spliced from 2 exons. Lineage: Eukaryota; Metazoa; Chordata; Aves; Galliformes; Phasianidae. The coding region runs from base 931 to 1584 and encodes 217 amino acids.